UCCGCUCGGGCUCCGGAGGAAGCCACCGCCGCCAGUCUGAGGCAGGUGCCCGACAUGGCGAGUGCUGUGCUGCCGAGCGGAUCCCAGUGUGCGGCGGCGGUGGCGGCGGUGGCGGCGGCGGCGGCGCCUCCCGGGCUCCGACUCCGGCUUCUGCUGUUGCUCCUCUCCGCCGCGGCACUGAUCCCCACAGGUGAUGGACAGAAUUUGUUUACGAAAGACGUGACAGUGAUCGAGGGAGAAGUUGCGACCAUCAGCUGCCAAGUCAAUAAGAGUGACGACUCUGUGAUCCAGCUGCUGAAUCCCAACAGGCAGACCAUUUAUUUCAGGGACUUCAGGCCUCUGAAGGACAGCAGGUUUCAGUUGCUGAAUUUUUCUAGCAGUGAACUCAAAGUGUCGCUGACAAAUGUCUCGAUUUCGGAUGAAGGAAGAUACUUUUGCCAGCUCUACACUGACCCUCCCCAGGAAAGUUACACCACAAUCACAGUGCUGGUCCCACCACGCAAUCUGAUGAUCGAUAUCCAGAAAGACACCGCGGUGGAAGGCGAGGAGAUCGAAGUCAACUGCACCGCCAUGGCCAGCAAACCAGCCACGACUAUCAGGUGGUUCAAAGGGAACAAGGAGCUAAAAGGCAAAUCGGAGGUGGAGGAGUGGUCAGACAUGUACACUGUGACGAGCCAGCUGAUGCUGAAGGUUCACAAGGAGGAUGAUGGGGUCCCAGUGAUCUGCCAGGUAGAGCACCCUGCCGUGACCGGAAACUUGCAGACGCAGCGGUACCUGGAAGUACAGUAUAAGCCUCAAGUGCAUAUUCAGAUGACUUAUCCUCUGCAAGGCCUAACCCGGGAAGGAGAUGCGCUCGAGUUAACAUGUGAAGCCAUCGGGAAGCCCCAGCCUGUGAUGGUGACCUGGGUUAGAGUCGAUGACGAAAUGCCUCAACACGCCGUCCUGUCCGGGCCCAACCUGUUCAUCAAUAACCUAAACAAAACAGAUAAUGGUACAUACCGCUGUGAAGCUUCCAACAUAGUGGGGAAAGCUCACUCGGAUUAUAUGCUGUAUGUUUACGAUCCCCCCACAACUCUCCCUCCCACCACCACCACCACCACCACCACCACCACCACCACCAUCCUUACCAUCAUCACAGACACAGCAGCGACGACAGAGCCCGCAGUUCACGAUUCUCGAGCGGGUGAAGAAGGCGCCAUCAGAGCGGUGGAUCAUGCCGUGAUCGGCGGGGUCGUGGCCGUGGUGGUGUUCGCCAUGCUGUGCUUGCUCAUCAUUCUGGGGCGCUACUUUGCCAGACAUAAAGGUACAUACUUCACUCAUGAAGCCAAAGGAGCCGAUGACGCAGCAGACGCAGACACAGCUAUAAUCAAUGCAGAAGGAGGACAGAACAACUCCGAAGAAAAGAAAGAGUACUUCAUCUAGAUCAGCCUUUUUGUUUCAAUGAGGUGUCCAACUGGCCCUAUUUAGAUGAUAAAGAGACAGUGAUAUUGGAACUUGCGAGAAAUUCGUGUGUUUUUUUAUGAAUGGGUGGAAAGGUGCGAGACUGGGAAGGCUUGGGAUUUGCUGUGUAAAAAAAAAAAAAUGUUCUUUGAAAGUACACUCUGCUGUUUGACACCUCUUUUUUUUUUUUUUUUUUUUUUUUUUGGUUGGUUGGUUGGUUUUUUAAAAUUUUCAUUUCUUCCUACCAAGUCAAACUUGGAUGCUUGGAUUUAGUUUGGGUAGAUUGCAGAAAAUUCUGUGCCUUGUUUUUUUGUUUGUUCGUUGCGUUCCUCUUUUUAAAUUUUUUUUCCUGCUGUUUCUUUCUUUUUGUUUUUUUCCUUUGUGCACAUUUAUUUUGCCCAAAACUUUUGGGAUUUUUUUUUUUUUCCCCAAAAUCUCCCAUUUUGGAAUUUGCCUGCUGGGAUUCCUUAGAAUCUUUUUCCCCCGUAUUUUGUUGUUGUUUUUCCUUUCCUUUUUUGUCUAUUUUUUGAAGUAACUGCUUUCUGUUCAAGAUUCAGUUUCAUGAAAGGAGAACCAGCACAGUUUAGAUUUCAUAGUUCAGAAUUUAGUGUGUCCAUAAUGCAUUCUUACUCUGUUGUCGUAAAGAUUUGGGUGAACAAACAACGAGGACUCUUUGCUGCUACCCAUGUUUCAAAUACGUAGAGCAGUGAAGACUAGAAACGUAGACUGUGAUUCAGAAAAUGUUCUGUUUGCUGUGGAACUACAUUACUGUACAGGGUUACCUGCAAAGUGAGGCGUGUCACAAUGAGAUCGAAUCUGUCUUUAAUUCUGUGUCUGUAGACGGCUCAGCAUAGAGACCCCGCACUGUCCGGAAAGGUUUGGGGCGGAAGGGGCUCCUCCUUUUUCAACGCCCUAAACAGACCUGGCAGGUGAGGUCUGUUCCUUUUAUAUAAGUGGACAAAUUUGAGUUGCCACAGGAGGGGAAGUCGGGAGGGGGGGGGAACGAUAGUCCUGCUCUGGUUAUUUCUGUUUCAAACGAUUCCAUCCACCUUUCCCAAUCGGCCGUACUUCUCACUAAUUUGUAGGAAAAAAGCAAGUCCGCGUGGUGUGUGAAUGACUGGAUGGGACAGGGUUUGGUUUUUCGGGGGUUUUUUUGGGUUUUUUUUUUGGUUUUUUUUUUUGGUUUUGGUUUUGGUUUUGUUUUUCCUUUGUGUUUAGUUAGGAAGACAGUAGGAUGUGGCCUGCAUGUACUGUAUAUUACAGAUAUUUGUCAUGCUGGGAUUUCCAACUCGAAUCCGUGUGAAACUUUCAUUCCUUCAGAUUUGGCUUGACAAAGGCAGGAGGUACAGAAGAAGGGCCGGUAUUAUUCUCACACUGGUCUGCUGUCGAUCUAGUUCUCGAAAGGUCAGAGCAGAGGUGGAAAAACAGCAUGUAGGGAUUUUCAGUUACUUAAUCAAAACUCAAAUGUGAGUGUUUUUAUCUUUUUACCUUUCAUACACUAGCCUUGGCCUCUUUCCUCAGCCUUAAGAACCAUCUGCCAAAAAAUUACUGAUCUUCGCAUGAUGGCAGCCAUAGUGCAUAGCUACUAAAAUAAGUUACCUUGAACAUGUCUUAGAUGGGGAGCCUUGGGAAAAGGUAGAGGAGUCAAGUUACCAUUUACAUUUUUUUUAAAGAAAUGUGGGGAUUUUCACUGAAACGUCUAGGAAAUCUAGAAGUAGUCCCAAAGGACGAAAACUAAACUCUUACCAUAUGUGUUGGUAAGGCUCCAGACUCCAGAAUACAGUCCCUAUGGAAAGAUGGCAUCAAAAAAAGAGAUCUAUAUAUAUAUAAAUAUAUAUUAUAUAACAUUUUCAGUGAGUAAUUUUGGAUUUUGCAAGGUGCAUUUUUACUAUUGUUACAUUAUGUGGAAAAACUUAACGCUGAUUUAUUUAAGGGGGAAAAAAAAGUAUCAACUCUUUGUUAUUUGCAAGUGUGUUGAUUUUUCUUGUCUUUGUUUUAACCUUUGAUAGAACCAUUGCAAUAUGGGGGCCUUUUGGGAACGGACCGGUAUGUAAAAGAAAAUCCAUAUUGAGCAGCAUUUUGUUUCCCUCCCCACCCCACCCCCAUCCCUAGGCACUUAACCAAGACAAAAAGCCACAACGAACAUCCCUUUUUCGAUGAAUUUUAUAACGUGCAGCUCUAUCCCGAGCCCUUUAGUGCCCAUUCUGACCAUAGUAUAACCACAUCAAAGGGUGAGAACCAUUUAGCAUGUCGUUAAAAGGUUUUUUUCAGUUGUUCUUUUUUGGGGGGGGAGAAAAAGAAAACAACUACCAUUGCUCACCAAAUUGGCAUCUCAUUUUUGGGAACUUCCAUCUUUGUUUUGAAAAGUGUAUGGUAGUGCAGUGUUCCUGAUGUAACUUUCUGGCUUUUACGAUGUUGACAUGUCUCAGGUUCAUGUGUUCUGAUUGGUGUUUUUCCGUCUCAGGUAGAUUGCAAAGUGUAGGCCCCACGCAUUGGAAAAAAAAUUAAAAAUAAUAAUAAUAAUAAAGCAAAAACAGGAAAUUAUGGAUUUUAGUUGUAUAUUGGUUUAUGUAUUUUUUCUUAAGUAUACAGUGCACUGUUUGAAAUGUAUUGUUGAGUAUUACUUUGUACAGGUUGAUCACUUUUUUUAGAGUGAAGAAAGAACAAACUUGUUUUCUGUGUUUUUUAAAGGAAUAUAAAAUAAUGAAGGAUGUAUCAUUGAUGCCAAAUAAGCUUGUUCUUUAGUCAC
This is a messenger RNA of Panthera uncia (snow leopard), 4189 nucleotides long. It is a transcript of the gene CADM1, whose product is annotated as cell adhesion molecule 1. Lineage: Eukaryota; Metazoa; Chordata; Mammalia; Carnivora; Felidae. Gene Ontology annotation, biological process: detection of stimulus; susceptibility to natural killer cell mediated cytotoxicity; cell recognition. Gene Ontology annotation, cellular component: plasma membrane; neuron projection; synapse. The transcript has 11 exons. The record is from RefSeq and is a predicted model, not a curated record. The coding region runs from base 55 to 1422 and encodes 455 amino acids. Gene Ontology annotation, molecular function: signaling receptor binding.